UCCUCUCUGACUCCUUUCCAAUUUUCUUCAUGAACACUCUUUUUGUCUUUUUCCUUUCCCCUCUCUAUAUAUUGAAACCUUAAACAUUCGCCUACAUCUGCAACACAUAUCUAGAAAGAGAGAUACAGAGAUUGUAUAAGUAAACGAAGGGAGAGAGAGAGAGAGAGAAUAGAUCUAGAAAGGAAUGGCAGGAGAGAAAUUCAUCUGCUUUCUGGCCUUUGCCAUUAUCAUCCUUGUUAUCUUCGACCCGGCUCGGGCCGAGGAGGCUUGCGACGGAGAUAUAGCGGAUUUAGUACACAAUUGCAAUCAGUUUGUGAAAAAAGAUGGCCCGAAGAUACCACCCUCUGAGGAGUGUUGUGCAAUCAUAAAGAAAUGCAACGUGCCAUGCGUGUGCAGUCACAUAACUAAGGAUGUCGAAAAGACCAUCAGCAUGGAAAAAGUUGUGUACGUCGCAGAAUGCUGCAACCGUCCUUUCGCUCAUGGAAGCAAAUGUGGAAGUUACACAGUUCCAAAGGCAUGAAGAGAAAAGGAGAAAGAGUUGGAGGGGAGAAUAAUUAAAGAUCAACUAUGAUCUACUUUUCAUUAAUAUUUUGCUGUGUACAACUCUUGUUGUUUGAUUUGAAUGGAUGAUAUGUA
Molecule: messenger RNA, 636 nt
Organism: Ananas comosus (pineapple)
Lineage: Eukaryota; Viridiplantae; Streptophyta; Magnoliopsida; Poales; Bromeliaceae
Exons: 3
Coding region: 185-520 (111 amino acids)
Source: RefSeq, a predicted model, not a curated record